Phodopus roborovskii (desert hamster) is the source of this 4581-nucleotide messenger RNA. RefSeq lists its product as uncharacterized. The transcript is spliced from 9 exons. The record is from RefSeq and is a predicted model, not a curated record. Gene Ontology annotation, biological process: cell-cell adhesion; cell migration. The coding region runs from base 1 to 4581 and encodes 1526 amino acids. NCBI's taxonomy places the organism in Eukaryota, Metazoa, Chordata, Mammalia, Rodentia, Cricetidae. Gene Ontology annotation, cellular component: catenin complex; adherens junction. Gene Ontology annotation, molecular function: actin filament binding; beta-catenin binding.
AUGGCGAACGGCCGCGCGCCCCGCAGCAGCCUCACGAGUCCAAAGCACGGCUUCACCGGGUGGUCGCUGCCCCAGCCCCGCCGUCCGCCUAGCUUCGGGGCCGCGCCUCCAGGUCCCUUCAGUGCCCGCCCCGGGCGCCCGCGCCACAGCCCGAGUGGCGAGCGCCACCCGGACGCCGCGCCCACCGCCGGCGCCCCGCCCACGACCGUGAUUACGCGCGUCGCUCGGGGCAGGUCUGCCGGCUGCUGCGGCUGGAGUUCUGGUGCAGGACCCGCCCUGGGCGGCCGCCCCUCCGGGAGGGACCAGUGGCACGGGGCGCAGAUGCCCAAGAGCAACAGGGCCAAUCAGUCACGGCCCCAAACUGAGACGCAGUUUGACUCGACCCUGGAGAUGGAGUCUUUCCUCUGGGAUGACUUUGGCCCUUUGAUACAGAAUAGGGCCAUGGAGCAAAUCAUUACACCAAUGACUAUCCAGCUUUGUCAUCUGCUCAUCUCGGUGGAGAGGAAAGAUGUACAGAAAGAAGCACUUGCCUCCGUGCAAAAGGCGGCAGAGGACCUGGCCAAUGCUAGUGCGGAGUUUGUGCAUGUUGCCAGCAGGCUGGCGGGAGACUCUGAGGAGGAGUGGCUUAGGGAGGAAAUGCAGCCAGUGGCUGAGUCUUUGAUGCUCUCUGGAAGGAACAUCCUGAUGGUAAUCCAGAAGCUCCCCCUGCAGCCGGAAUGUCAGCGCCACUGGGAGGAGCUAGUGAUCGCUGCUCAGCAGAUCCUCGUGGACACUACCAAGGUCUUGCUCCUUGAAGACAGAGCAAUGGCGAGGAAAACCGUGCUAGCGGCUGGUUGGUGCCUGACAUUCCUGGAGGCUCUGGAGGCGGUGGAGGACGCCCCUUCGCUGCGCGCCUCCAUCGCUGACCUGGCGUCUGCACUGCUGCGACUGGGCGGCCUGACUACACGCUGGGCCCGGGACGAACGCCUGGGUCGAGUUCGCCACCGGCUAGGGUGCUGCAUCCCAGCGCUGCUCGCGGCCGCCCGGGGCCACCUCCGGCAUCCUACUGAUCCGCAGGUGGUGGCCUCUCGGCGACGCGUCAUUACUCUGACCAGACAGAGUCUCGGAGAGCUCCUGGCUGUGCUGCAGCCCAGAGUCUCAGAGCACGGUGCUCGCUCUCAGAAUGGUGCACUGGCACGUUGUCUGCAGAAGCUGCGACAGGUCCUGGAGGAGCCCGGGCCAAGCCACCUGCGUGGUGGGCUGCUGGAUGCGCCACUGGCCACCGUGGUAUGGCACUGCCUGCGCCUCGCCGCCUGCUCCGCGCCACAGGAGAGGAUGCACUUAGUGUACCAUUGCCGCCAGCUGUUGCAGCUCCGUUCCCGGGUGCACCGGCCUCCCCAGCCCAUCCCAGGAACAGAAUGCAUAGCUCUGAGGGCUGCGACGGACACGCUCUGUCGGGAAGUCCGCGCUGGAUUACUGCGCCAGAUUCUGGAUACUUUCACAGAUACCCAAAGUCCUCUAGAGAGGCUGGUCCAGGCCGCCUUGGCGACUUCCACCAUCAGGUCCAGGUGCAAUAGCGAAUCCUUGGCCGAGACUCUCCAGCUUCUCCUUGAUGCUUUCCACAACCAAGCCAAGCAAAUGAUCCGAGUGGCACACUUGGUCUGGGUCUUCUGCCCCCAACAGCAAACUGGCAGAGAUGUGGAGGCUGCUGUGGCAGGUCUUUGGGGGCUUGUGGUCAAAGCCAAGGAACUCUUUUCACAGAGUCCCCAAACACAUGGCCUGGAUUGGAGCCCUGUCACCCUGCAGACUCUGCUGGAGGCCUGGGCCAGGGAAUCCCAACACCUCUUGGCAUGCUUUGAUGUCGUUCUGGAUAUUCCUGAAUUCCUGAGUUUGUCCAUCCAGGAAAUGACUAACCACUUGGACUUGUACACAAGUGGAGCAUCCAGAGAGUUUUCCGAAUCUGUGGCAUUCCUGUGUGGAAGAGCCACACACGUGGUGCAGGUGAUGAGCAGGUAUGUGGGUCAAGACCCAGAUCCCAUUUUCCGAAACGGGAUGAGAGUCGUGGUUCACCAGCUGGCACAGUCUUCCUUGACGCUGGCUGCGGCCACUGAAGGUGGGGACAGCACUCAGGACACCGGUACCUUUGUAACCAUGGCAAAACAUCUCAUCUAUUCAGCUCAGCAAGUCCACGAGGGGCUUGAUGGGACCAACCACCCGGACAUUCUCAGCCCGCUCCGAUUCCAAGUCCAAAGGUUUGACAUUGCUAAGGGAUGGCCUUAUUUUAUACUCCCCAGCUUCCAGCAUCCCACAAUGAAAUCCCAGCUGGUACCUGAGUUAGGGGAAAGUGGCACGAAUACCUCUUUCCUAGCAGUAGAACAACUUUACUACACAGUGGUCCCCAGCACCUGCAAACGGGGGUGUGGCUCUCCAUCCCUUGCUGUCAGCGAAAUCAUCAGUGCUGCGGAGAGCCGGGAUCAUCAGGUAGUGACCUCAUCCGGCACCAACAGGCCAGAGCAGGAGUCCACUAUGAAUACAGCCCAAGAAAUCCAGGCUGGGGAAGAACCCCUGUGGCCAGGGAGGAUGACAAGACUACAUGAAUUCUCAACAGUAGUACCAUUGAUUACUGACCUAGCCAGGGAGGAAGUCCAUAGCACAAAUACUAGACGAGACAGUCUCCUGGAAAUGGCUUUUCAGCAAUCUGGGAGGACCAGGGAAGCCAGGCAGGCUUUGGUAGCCAGGGCUGGUGACUGGUACCCUCUGUGUCAACAACUAUUUUACCAUAACCUAACGGCUGAGUUACCAGGGAGCAUGGCAGCGUUUGUGGAGCUUCAGCAGAAUUUGGCCUCCAUGGUUCAAGUAGCAGCCAAAAGUGGCCCUGUGAAUUUGAAAGAGAAGAGCCCUGAUCCAAUAGGGCACCCAGGAAUGCUUUUCGAGCUGCAAGGCAUGUUGGAAAAAGCAGAGAUCCAUGCUAAACAGCUGUUGGACCAAGCUGUGUCCUCUGAUAGUCUCCAAGCCCCCUGGUCAAGGGAGGAGAAUGUUGACAAUGAGUGUCUCCUAUGGGCAGUGGCUGUCCAGGACCUGAUGCAGUGUAUGGGAAGACUCAGUAGGAGACAAGGGCUGUUCCUACUUCCCCUGAAACAAGCAGUAAAGAACCAGCAGGGGUUGCAGGAAGGAUUAGAUCAGGCAACAGAUGUUUCUCAAAGGCUACAAGACGCUGCAGCACUGUCUAGUGCUCUGUGUGCAGAUGAGCAGGUAAAGGGCGAGGUCUCCUUUUUGUGUGGGGAAGUUCAUGUACUCACAGAUGCCUUGUUGGAGGUGGCACACAUCUUGGUCUCCUCCUCCAAGCCUUGCCCCAGCCUCUCCACACGCUUUGAGCUUCUCUGCUUGGAGCUCAGCCUCCAAGCCAAGGCCCUGACUAGCUACCUGAGCAGCAUCAACACUGUCUAUGAGGACAUGUUCCAAGAUGUUGACAAGAGCUCUCCGGCAAGGAUGCUGUCUGUUAUCCAAACUGUGCAGGGAAUCAUAGCAGGAGGCCAAGAGUCUGCAUCCUUCCAGGAAGACCUUCUUGUGUCUUUAGAGAGCAUCCUCAUGCUCACUAAGGAGGUGGCCGAGAGAGUCCCUGUGCAACAAGAACACCCAGAGAAUCAAGAGUUGCAUAUGCUGGACUGGCUUCGGUGGGAAUGGGCAGCCAAGGCCCAUCAUGCAGUGACUCAGCUCCAGGCCUUGGAAGGUGGUCACACUGAGGCCUGGAGACUCCUGGUCCAAUGCUUGAAACCCAGGGAGGAGCCAGCAAAGGCCCUAGAAGAGGAUCCCGUCCAGCUACAGCCUCACUGUAAAGAGGGUGCAGCAGGUACCACUGCAGGAGACAGUAUAGAUUCUCAGGAUGCUGUUCCCAAAGGCACCCUCGAAGGCCCAAUGGGGACCUGUGCUGAUGAGCAAGCCACCACCAGGACCACCACAGUAGACAUGAGCAUGUACCAGAGCGGCAUCCCCUCUCUGCCUCCUGCUCAGAUGGACCAGACCGUUCCAGAGGACGGCUGUACAGAUGGCGAGAACAGAAUCACCCAGAUCACACAAAAGAUGGCCAAGGAGGUGCUCCUGAUGGCUCAGAGCUUGAGGAAGAGAGGGCGAAUCCUGACCAAAGAUCAGCUCAUUGCCUCAGCCAGAAGAAUCUCAGCUUCCGGAAAGGACAUCGCCAGACUCAUUCAGAUCAUUGCUAAGAACUGCAUAGACCAGAGAUGCUCCCAGGAACUUUUGUGUAUGGUGGAGCAGAUUCAAACCCUCAGCAGCCAGCUCAGCAUCAUCUCCAGUGUGAAGGCCUCCCUCGAAAGAAGCAAGGCCUCUGAAGAGCUUCUUGUGGACAACGCACAGCGGCUCCUCCAGGCAGUCUCCAAGACUGUGCAGGCUGCGGAAGCCGCCUGUCUUCGGGGUUUGAGAUGGCUUUCCUCAGAUCCAGAGGAGCUGGAGGUUGCUACCCUCUGCACACAGUGGAAGAGGAAACUACUACAACACCGACUUCAAGAAGCCUCAAACGAAGACUGUGAUGAGCUGGGCUUACGAAAAACUAGCACAAGGAACCUCCCAGCGUUGGCAGCAUUAUAA